This is a messenger RNA of Owenia fusiformis, 797 nucleotides long. NCBI's taxonomy places the organism in Eukaryota, Metazoa, Annelida, Polychaeta, Sabellida, Oweniidae. The record is from the annotation of a GenBank genome assembly.
AAUCAGAGAUAUUAAAAAAAAUUAUAAGUUCCAAAACUUUCUGUACAAUGUAUAUAACUAACAUGGAUAUGAAAUUAACCUGGAUAUGCUAUAUUUGGAUAAUGAUAGCUACAGUGCCAUGCUUUAUAGGAGCAUUUCAAUGUAACAAUGUUGAAAUUGUCAGCAGGGCAGAAUGGAAUGCCUCAGAACCAAAAGGUACGACCAACUUUACUGGGAACAAACCAUAUGCAACAAUACAUCAUACAGCCAUGGCUCGUUGUUUCGAUCUAGCUGCUUGUAAACGACAAAUAAAAGUCAUACAAGAUUUUCACCAAAACAACCGUAGUUGGUGGGACAUUGGGUAUAACUUCCUGAUUGGUGAGGAUGGUAGGGUCUACGAGGGAAGGGGCUGGUAUUCAAAGGGAGCACAUGCUGGUUUACCAUUCAAUAAUUUGGCUUAUGGAAUAAGCAUUAUGGGUAAUUUCAUGACGUUUCUACCUGACAAGAAAGCGCUAGAUGCCUUCAAAAACCUUGUCCAAUGCGGAAUCGACAAUGGUCGUAUACAAAGCAACUACAGCCUCAUUGGCCACAGACAAGCAAACGAACCAGGGUAUACUGUAUGCCCAGGAACAGCACUGUACUGCCAUGUGCAAACUUGGGAGCAUUUUGAAAGGUACCAACAAGACGGGACAUUUGACAAUGCCACAUGUGCCAACAUUCCUACAGGAAGUGCAAAUCACAAAACAUACUCAAUAUAUUUAUUAUUAUCUGGACUCUUCGCUCACAUUCUUCAAACUACUUUGACAGAUUUCUUAUGA